AUGGAGAAAGAAAGAGUUGCUCUGUUCAACAGGAUCCAAGAAAACAUUGAAGACAUGGACAACUGCAUCCUACAAAUAAGGAAGAAGUAUUCACGAAUUCUCUCUUCUCCUUUCUACGAAGAAGACAUUUAUCGAGAAUUAGACAAGUUGAUGAACAGGGUCCAGAGAUUAUCAGCACAAACUUGGGGUCUUUUAAAAACUGCCAAAGAAAACCGGCGAAAAGAAGAUUUUUCGAAACGAUGUAGCAUUCGAAUGGAAGACGUUCAGAUAAGCACACUUUCUCAGCAGUUUUUGGAUGUUUUGGCUUCUUAUUCGGCUGCACAAAGUGAAUACAGAGAAAAGAAGAAGAAACUUUUGAAAAGACAAUUAGAAAUAACUGGAAAACAAGUGGAUGACAAUGAGCUGGAGAAAAUGCUGGAUGAAAAUACGGCGGUGUUUACACAAGACUACAUCGUCGAAGUGGAGCGAGCAAGAGAAGAUUUAACCGACGUCAAGGAGAGAUACACAGAGAUAUUGAGAAUAGAAAACAGCCUUCGAGAGCUUGACGACAUGCUUCUAAGUCUUUCAAUUCUUAUAAGCAGCCAAGGUGAGAUCAUCGAUUCAGUCGAACACCAUAUAGCAAGGGCGUCUGAGGAUGUUCGAGAAGGGACUGAAGAAAUUGCAAAGGCUGUCAAGAGCAAGAGAAAACUUCGGAAAGUGAGAAUCCUAGUCAUCGUUGCUGUUAUCUUCCUAGUGUGUUUGUUAACAGGAAUCAUCAUACUUGUCAGCUAACUGUUGUAAUAGUAUUACCUAUGUAAAAAUUCAUAUUUUUGUAUUGGAAAAUAAAUAUUA
This is a messenger RNA of Uloborus diversus, 831 nucleotides long. Its product is annotated as syntaxin-1A-like. The coding region runs from base 1 to 771 and encodes 256 amino acids. Gene Ontology annotation, biological process: intracellular protein transport; exocytosis; vesicle fusion. The record is from RefSeq and is a predicted model, not a curated record. Lineage: Eukaryota; Metazoa; Arthropoda; Arachnida; Araneae; Uloboridae. Gene Ontology annotation, molecular function: SNARE binding; SNAP receptor activity. The transcript is spliced from 9 exons. Gene Ontology annotation, cellular component: plasma membrane; endomembrane system; SNARE complex.